Gaeumannomyces tritici R3-111a-1 is the source of this 540-nucleotide messenger RNA. RefSeq lists its product as hypothetical. The record is from RefSeq and is a predicted model, not a curated record. Bases 151 to 540 code for a protein of 129 amino acids. The transcript is spliced from 2 exons. Lineage: Eukaryota; Fungi; Ascomycota; Sordariomycetes; Magnaporthales; Magnaporthaceae.
CAUUCGCCCUGGCUUUUUCUUUUGGGCUUCGUCGCUUUCCCCGCGCUUUCUCCCUCUCAUUCCUGCAACAUCGUACCCCUCAGCGAUUGCAACCCGAACAAGAAGCCUCCAAUACCACAAGCCACCGCUUGAUCUCGCUUGCUCCACGUCAUGUCUGAUCCAUUCAGCAUCAUCGCCGGUGGGUGCGGGCUCGCGGUCCAGAUCGUCGAUGUAGGGAUCAAGAUCAAGAAACUCUACGAGCAAUUCGACGGCGCGCCGUCCCUAGCCAUCCCCAUCGACGACCAGGCCGACAUCCCGCCCCAAACCGCAGCGGUUCUCGCCUUUUCCAAGGCCUACUGUCAAAAGGUUUUGGAGGAGCUACAGGGCGUGGCGGGGGAGCUUCACGCGCAGCUCGAGAAGGCCCAGGGUCGCGGAAGCGCCCGGCGCCGGUUUGCAACUCUAAAGAUUGUGCUCAAGAAGGAUGUCUUGGCUCAGCAUGAGGCUCGCCUGGCCCGGGCGAGCGGUUUUUUGAUGCAAGCCAAGCUCUCGUACAUCAUGUGA